This is a messenger RNA of Nezara viridula (southern green stink bug), 3305 nucleotides long. The record is from the annotation of a GenBank genome assembly. Lineage: Eukaryota; Metazoa; Arthropoda; Insecta; Hemiptera; Pentatomidae.
AAAGUUUAUUUUUUAUUAAUCUUUUCCGGCUAAAGAUAUCAUAGGGUAAUCAGAGUAUGAAAUAAUUACUUAAAGUUUUAAGAAAUUAAUUCUUACUUCAUUGCUGUAUCCUUCUUGAUAAUUAAACAGAUUUGACUGAUUUUAAAGUAGUGUUAUAAUUUAAAACUAUAUUUUUUCCAUUUUCCAAACACUUUGGAAUUUAAUUGGUUGAGCCAACUAUUCCACUUAAUUCCUCCGACCUCCAGACUUUGCAUACUUUAUAAUACUAUCUUAUCUGAGAUAAAAGUGUUGAUUAUCUGUACUUCUCUGGCAAUUAAUAAACAUAGAAGUUAGACAUUCACUAAUGCUACAGUUAAGAUUACGUUGCUCCAUGUUUCUCUUUAUAACAGUCAAAUUUUGUAUAAGUUUGUUUCUGUUAUUUAUUGAUACUGUGAUAUGCAUUGUAUGAUAAUGAGAAAACAGACCAUGUGUCAUUAAAGUUGUGUGUUUGUAAGUAAUGAUUUCUGUUUUUCAAUCAUAUAGUGGUUUAAUAGUUCGUUUUUCUUAUUUUUGGAAAUAAUUGUGGUAUCAACAACUUUAUCCAGUAUUAUUUUGUCUACCUAAAUUUGAAGAGAAUUUUUUUAUCUUAUAGAUUUUAUUUAUACUGUCUUAUCAUUCAAUAUGUGAAACUUUUCAUCAAAUCCUUUAUUGGUAAUAUGAAUUUUGCUGAUUUUUGAAAUCAUUGGAAAUAUUAAUCAUGGCUUCUUUUGAUGAAGGUGUAUUUGAAGAAAAAUUAUUAUAUUUAAAAGACACACAAGAUAGCAUAGCUAGUCUAUCAUCUUGGUGCCUAUUGCACAAAGAAUAUCAUGAAAAGAUUGUAUCAACAUGGCUUAAUGUACUAAAAAAAGUUAAAAUAGAGCAUCGCCUAGUGUUAUUUUACUUGGCAAAUGAUGUUAUUCAAUACAGCAGAAGGAAAUCUCUACCAUUUGUUGAUUCCUUUGCACCUGCUCUUCAGAAAGCUACAAAGAUGGUUCGAGAGGACAACAAUAUUCGUAACAAAGUAAUGAGGUUAUUUAAAAUAUGGAGUGAAAGGGGAAUUUAUGAAGAAAACUUUUUAGUUGAUUUGAGUAAUGUGUUGAAUCGCAUUCAUAAAAACAUCCAAAGUGUUGAUGUUCAAGAAUUUCAGUCAUCUAUAAUGUUUUCCAAAAUUCGAAAAUGCAAAGAAUUAGAAGAGGAUACAGAUACGAAACUAAAUACAUUAAACAGAAAUCACAUUUCUUUUACUGAUGUUGACAAAUUUAGAAACUCUCUAAAAGAUAGAGAACAUGGUGAUGAACUUUUAUACGAAAUAGAUGGGGGUGCAGCAUCUUGCAAUGCAUAUAUCAGCUCACUUGAAACUGAAAUCAAUGAACGCCAAAGUCUUAUUGAUUAUCUAGAAAUAGCUGAAGAGUAUUAUGAAAGAGAAUUUCAGGAAGCUAAAAUCGUUGUGAAUGCUUAUAAGUGCUUUGCUACAAGGGUUAGAGGAGUAAAACGUAAAUUAGAAGAGAAAAUUGAUUCGAUGCCCAGCCCUAUCCCCUCUCCGGAUGAAAAUGCUCCCUCUCCAUCACCUGAACCAAAGGAUAAUAUAUAUAAUGACUUGCGGUACCCUGCUGAAUCUGGGCCUGAUAACUUCUUUCCUCCUAGUGAAUCAAAAAAGGAAAAUGUCGACAUCUCACCUUACAGUCCAAAUUCUGAUUUUGAGUCUGAACCAAUUGAUUCCUCUUAUAUAGAUGAAGAGCAGGGGGACUAUGAGAUGAAAACUCCUAUUGAAAAAAAUGGCAUCAGCAGUAAUUCCUCUGAUUCUAAAACUGCCCCCUCAAAUGAACUUUCACUUUCUGCAAGUUUUUCAGAUGAAUCAUUUCAUCGUGAUCAAAGUUUUUUAAGUGGAAUUACUGGUGCAAAUAAUUUUAAUAUAUUUCAGGGUAAGAGUAGUGACACUACGUCUUCAGAAUGGAAGCAGUUAUCCUUAUCUGCAUUAUUGCAAACAUUAAUACCUUCAGAAGUACCUGUUGAAUCAUCUGGCUCUAAAAUAGAAGUUUUACAAAGUCCUACGCCUGAGAAAUGUGCCAAAGAGGAAGAAACAUGGGAGUCUCCUGAAUCUCCUCCACUUUAUGAAAAAGCCAAUUAUCCAACUAUAGCUGAUGAGCAGAUUUUGAGCCACGAUACCGAUAUGAGAUUUGCUGAUGUAGAUGACAGAAAUCUCAUAGAUUUUAGUGAUUCUACAAAUCCAAGUUGGCCUGGAGAUGACAUAGAUUACAGGACUGAAGGAAAAUUUAAGAAAACUGUCUCAGAUUGUUCUCAAAAUCAAGAUAAUGUUGAAAAUGUAGAUAUGGAAAUGAGUGAUGAAGAAGAAAAAAUAAUGAAAACCAAAGAAACUGAUUCAAAACCUCCAGGACCCUCUGGUGUUAUGUCGGGUGAUAUCUCAGUUGUAUCUCAUGAAACUGCUAAACCUACUGGCUCAAAGGAAGGAUUUUUGAAUUCUAAAGAAAAUGUUGCUAAUUCUUUGAUCCUUAAUCAGAAUCUACCCUCAUUGUGUAACCCUAAUCCUCCUGCUUACAACAGUAAUGUACCUUAUAAUGAUAGUUGUUAUAACUACUCCAAACCUGGUGCUUAUGGUAUCGGGACAACUUACAGUAAUAACAAUCCCUCUCAUUUUCCAAAUUCUGGUAAGGGAGACGCUUCUAAUAUGCUACCACUCCUUCCACCACCUCCUCCCCCUCCUCCUCCACCCCAUCCUCCUCAGCUGUGGUCAUCACCAUUUACCGGGCCCCCUCCUCAGUUUGGAAACUCACCAAACUUUGUCCAACAAAGUGCAAUGUUUUUUCCUCAGCCUCCUCCACCUGUUAUACCGAAUCCGAAUCCACAAAUGCCAGUUCCAAACAGACCAUAUAGAGGUAAUUUUAGACCAUUUCAACGAAUUUCAUCUCGUUUCCAAAGGUGGUGAAUGUGAAUGAAGAUUUGUUAUAGUUUUAAAAUUAUUUCCAUGUAUAUAAACAUUAUAUAUAUAUAUAUAUAUAUGUGUGUGUAUAUAUAUAUAUCAAUAUGACGGAUUCUUUUAAAAAGAAAUCCAAAAAGCUACUAGUCUAUUUUCAAGACUUGAAAAUUUGUUACUUUCAUUUAUUAAAUACAUUAUACACUAUUAUUUAUUCAGUUAUUGGUUAUCCACAGAACUUGAUGAUGAGGUUGAGUUUUUACUAACUAAUUUUGUAAUUGAAUUUUAAGAUUGUGAUAUAAGUAUAAACAUAACUCUGAAUAUCAUAAAGAAUUACAGAAUUUUACGAAAAAUA